UUCGAAGGAUAGCUCUUGGAAGGACAACACCCAAGACGACUCCUGCAUUCGACUUUAAAGGCCCGCACGUGGUGGCCCGCACAAGCUACUUGGUAAUCCAUGGCGAGCGAGCAGCUCAAUGACCUCCAAAGGCAAAAAGCCUUGUGCGACAAUGCCAUGGCGUUGGUCAACUCGGCAGUGUCGAUGCAAAACGGAGGCAACCAGGCCGGGGCUGACGCCGUCUUCGACCAAGCUAUAGAGAUCAUGGAGAGCGUUCUUGCAUUCAAGUAUACUACGAUGGAGGACCAGGAAGCAGCGACUCGUCUGAACAACAAGAUGUCGCGUUACGUGACGAUGAUCAAAGGCCAGCGAGGGAAGGCGGUAUCUGGCGCGGUAUUGAAAAAGUCGUCGGGAAAAUUCAACAUCUUGGAAAUGGACAAUUUGCCCGUGCGAUAUCGCGGCAUUAUGCACAUGCUCACCAAUUCUCCAACGUACGGGGACAUCUUCGACAAGUUUCGCACUGCGUUUGGCUUUCAAGAAAGCAGCGUCCACUGCCAGCGGGAGCACUUGGUGCUGCUUCUGGCGAAUUUCAAAGAGUACGCGAACCCGUCGUCGCUCAAAAUGGCCACAGGGGCGGACGUGAACGAGGCCGACUUGGUCGCAAAGGCUGUGUCGAACUUGCACGACCGGUUGUUAGACAACUACACCAAGUGGUGCAAGUACAUUUCGCAGCCGCCCAAGUUUCUCAGCGAACCGCUGGCCGACCUUGUGCUGUUCUUCCUCAUCUGGGGUGAAGCCGGCAACUUCCGGCAAACGCCUGAGCUGCUGUGCUUUCUCUUCCAUAACUUGGCGCCUCAAGCGAAUGCGGGCACGGCCAAGGCGCCGGGGCACUUCUUGGCCAGUGUGAUCCGCCCCAUGUACAACGAAGUCAAGAAAGACAACGACAAGAAGACGCCGAUGGGGGCUCGCGCCCCGCACACGGACAUCCGCAACUACGACGACUUCAACGAGUUCUUUUGGACGAAAACGUGCCUCAAGUACAACGAAGCCACGAUCGCCGACGCGUUCACGAGCACCAACAACAAGGGCAACCCGAACGUGGUCAAGAAGACGUUCAAGGAAACCCGCAGCUGGGUGCGCGCGCUCGUGUCGUUUCGACGUAUCUUUGUCUCGCACUUGUUUUUGAUGUUUGCUACGAUCGGGUUUGCGGUCAACAUGGUGCUUGUAUGUCCGGACAGCCCCAUCAUGUACGGCGCCGACUUAGGCUCGGGAGUCAAGGUCUUUUCAAAGUACUACUACAACCCCAAGCCCAAGUUUGUAGCCACGGACCUCGUGGAUGUGAUCCUGGGCCCGAACGACGGGUUCACCAACGGCACGUGCAACUACCCGAAACUCGCGACUUGCUUGGGGGUAGUCAAUUUUGACAAGUCCAAAACGUUCAAGUACCUCCCGGAUGACUUCAAAAGCCUGCUCCAGGACGUGCCGUUCCAGGAGUGCAUCGAGUUGUUGUCGGGGCGGUGCGAUUGUUACUUGAGUGUGUUGGAUCGAUGCUUUGGCCAAAAGGGCACGGCCACGUACAUCUUGAUGGACGAGGACGGAAGGAAGAAGUACAUGCCGAUUCAGUACAACCAGGCGUCGUGCAUGCCCGUGUGGAAGGCCGCGGCGCUGUCCGUGAUCAACACUGCCGGCGACGGCAAACUCAACUGCGACGCGUGUCGCUUGGACGUGGCGACGCUGUCGACGUCGCUGCCCAAGCUGCUCACAUCGUUUUUGGAUUUCAAGCGAUCGGACCAAGGACCGUUGAUCUUCCUCGGUGGGUGCGCCUUCAUUGCGCUCCUCGUGGUGUGGGAGCUGCAAAAUCGCAUGUUUUCGUGCUGUGGUGUGGGGUUCGUGGGGCGGUCGCUGCCAGUGCCGACGGCCGCGUACUGCCGGUACAUGUGCUUUUGGCUGCUCUUGUUUGCGUGCAAGUUGGCGUUCAACUACCAGUUUAUGGUCAAGAGUCUUGUGGAAACGACCGUGUUCAUUUGGCUAUCUGACCCGGUCAAGUACUUGCAAGUGUCGCAGUUUAUGAUCCAGUUGUCGUACCACAACAUCGUGUACAUUGGUUUCCUCUGGGGACCUGCGAUCAUUGUGUUUAUGUACGACGCGCAGAUCUUUUACGCGCUGCUGUCAGUCAUCUUUGGGUCCAUCAAGGGGUUUGCGCUCGGCAUCGGUGAGCUGCGGUCGUUCCGCAUCCUCCGCCUCUCGUUCAAGAAAAUUCCCAAAGUGUUCAACAAGAAGAUCGUGUCCAACCUCAUCGACGCCAGCAGCGAUCGAUCGAAUAAGAAGAAGAAGAAGAAAAGCUACGUCGACACCCCACCCCAACGCAUCUUUGAAACGAUCGAGUACUCCAAGGGCGACCGGCCGCUCACGAUCAAGGCCGCAGUGUACAGCACCCUUCUUGGCGGGGGACCAGAGAACUCGAUACCUGGAGACAACUGCAAGCAGUUCACUACGCCCAGCGUGGGCGAUAUCGACCCCGGCAAGGCGGCGACCCCCCUAAACGGAGUGUUCGGCGUUACGGGCGCCGAGUUUGAACGCACGAUUCCGUUUGCGAUGGCGUGGAACCGCUGCCUCUCCAGUAUGCGCGAUGCGGACGUCCUGAGCGACAGGGAGCUGAGCGUGCUGAGCUACCUCAUCGACGCCAAGGAAACACCCGACCGGCGGCUGUACCAGCCCGUGUUUCUAACCGCGGGCAAGCUGGACGAGUCGUUGGAGAUCGUGUCCGACUGCUACGUUGUGUACGAGCGCCUCGUGUUGGAUAAGAAGAAGGACAAGGCGCUCCAGAAGUUUGAGCAGUCGAUGACCGACCGCCUGCUCAAAGACGACUUGAGGAUGCAGGCGGUGGUCGGGUCGUACAAAUUUACGUCGCAAGUGAUCAAGAUCCUCCUGGGGGAACAGCACAAGGAAGUGGAUCAGUGCUUUGCGUUUAUCGAGGAGGUGGUGUGCCAGCACCAAAUUCUCAAGGGGCUGAACCUGAACUGCCUCUACGCCGUGCGCAGCCAAUGCGCCGAGCUGCUCAAGUCUAUUUUGGACGUGCCCGCGUCGUCCACCGACGCCAACAUCAAGUUCCAGCGCUCGUUGUACGCAGUAGUCGACAACGUCGAAGUCGUGAUCAACUCGAUGAAGAAACUGCUGGCCAAGCAAGAACACUUGGUGAAACUCCUCAACGACACACCGCUCAAGCCCAACUCGUUCUUUUUCCCCGCCGACGAACAGCGGUACGCGAGCCGCCAGCUCCAGACUCUUGUGAACGACAAGGCCGUGAUGGACAUCGUGUCGAGGGCGUAUCAACUGCUCACGGUGGACAAUGUCGACGCCGAGCCGCGGUCGGAUGAGGGCCAGCGGCGACUCCGGUUCUUCGCUAACUCGCUCUUCAUGGACAUGCCGGAUGCACGCCCCGUCCGGCAGAUGCAUUCCUUUUCAAUCUCGACGCCGUACUUUAGUGAGAUCGUGCUGUACUCGCUCAAGGACCUCACGACCGAAAACGACGACGCGAUCAAGUUGGUGUACUAUCUCCAGACGAUCAACCCGCAUGAAUGGGACAACUUUCUCGAGCGGGUUCACGCGCGAGAUGCCGCCGACGCCCUCAAAAAGUGCCCCGAAGAGGUCCAGCUGUGGGCGUCCUAUCGAGGCCAGACGCUGGCGCGGACCGUGCGCGGCAUGAUGUACAACGAAGACGCGAUUCGAUUCCUCCAUUGGCUCGAGAUUGGCGAGAACGAAGCCAUGCAUUUACAUGGGUGUGCGUGCAGCCGGUGCCUCAAGCUGGACGAGAUGGUCGCGCUCAAGUUUAGCUACAUUUGCACAUGUCAGAUCUACGGCAAGCAGAAGGACGAGCAGAAGCAGCAGGCACUCGACAUUGACUACUUGCUCGUGAAACAUCCAGGCCUUCGCGUGGCGUACGUGGAUGGCCCAAAGAAGGUCAAGGAUGGCUCACUCAAGUACUUUUCCGUGCUCAUUCGAGCGCAAGGCGACAAGAUCGUGGAAGUGUACCGCGUGGAGCUGCCGGGAGACCCGAUCAUCGGCGAAGGCAAGCCUGAGAACCAGAACCACGCGAUCAUCUUUACGCGCGGCGAGUGGCUGCAGUGCAUUGACAUGAACCAGGACAACUACCUGGAAGAGUGUCUGAAGAUGCCCAACUUGCUCGCCACGUCCGACGACAAGCAGCGCAAGGACAACACGUACCCCAUCACGAUCAUCGGGUUCCGCGAGUACGUGUUCACGGGGGGAGUGUCCAACCUGGCGGCGUUCAUGCAGAUCCAGGAGCUGUCGUUCGUGUCGCUGGGUCAGCGCAUGCUCGCGCUGUUCCAUGUGCGCCAACACUACGGUCACCCCGACAUUUUUGACAAGAUGUUCGCCAUGGGGACUGGGGGUACGGCCAAGUCGUCGCGGGGGAUCAACUUGUCGGAGGACAUCUUUGCCGGCUUCAACACGACCCUUCGGGGUGGAAGGGUCACCCACGAAGAGUUUAUCCAAGUGGGCAAGGGGCGUGAUGUGGGCAUGCAGCAGCUGGCCCUGUUCGAAGCCAAACUGUCGUCCGGGGCAGGCGAAUGUGUCACAUCGCGCGACUGCAUGCGCAUGGCAAACCGGCUCGACUUUUUCCGACUGAAUUCGUGGUUUUACGGCAACUUGGGGUGGUACUUUACGCAGACACUGACCGUGUACGGUGUGUAUGUGUUUAUCUACGGCAAAAUCUACUUUUCCCUGAGCGGGCUGGAUGCGUACUACCUCCAAGCUGGUCGGCUGGGGAUCAGCGGCGUCCUGAACACGUCGUGGGCGCUCCAGUUUGGCUUUCUCCUCGUCGUGCCCGUGAUCGCGGUCGUGGGGGUCGAGCAGGGGUUCCGCCAUGGGAUGAGCUACCUCCUGUGGAACUGCAUGACGCUCGGGCCGCUCUUCUUUACGUUUCAGAUGGGGAACCGCAUGAACUACUUUGACCGGACGCUGAUCCACGGCGGCGCCAAGUACCGCGCGACCGGUCGCGGGUUUACGAUCAAGCACGAAAAGUUUGCCGAGCUGUUUCGGUUCUAUGCGUUUUCGCACUUUUACCGGGGCGUGGAGCUGUCGUUUCUCCUGCUCUUGUUUUAUGCUUACGGAACGUUCUCAUGGUGCAAUUGCUCGUGGAUGCUCGAAGCGGACUUUUACAACAACGUCGAGCCGCUCCCGUACGAGUGGAAGACGCGAUGUUAUGCCAACUUUUACCAGUCAUGUGUUCUGCCAACCAACCAGAACUACGGCAUCAUGAGCUACUCGCUGUGGCUCAUCGCCGCGACGUGGAUGUGGGCGCCAUUCUUCUUCAACCCGAGCGGGCUCGACUGGGACAAGUGCAUCGAUGACUACAGCGAUUGGCAGCAGUGGCUCACCACCAAGAACGACUCGUCCGAGAGCUGGCUCGGAUGGUGGGCCAACGAGCUAGAGUACCUCGAGCACUCGACGCCGUUCUCGCGGUUGGUUCAAUUUGUGCGCAAGACGCGGUUCCUGCUGGUGGCCGUGGGGCUGUACCUGCAAAUGAUGUUCAGACUGGCCUACACCGAGCAAAACAUGACCGUGGCCGACGACUUUGCGUUGAAGCCAUACAUAAUCCUCGGGGCGUUGGUCGUGCUGCUUCUCAUCCUCGCAUGCGCCGGGUACGCGUCCGGCCGCGUCGCCAAGAAGAUGACGUUCAAGCAGAAACGCUUGAGGAAACUCAAGUUCCACCUCACGUUUGCGGGGCUCGCGGGGCUCAUUGCCGCCCUGCUGUACUUCAACCUCCGCACGAUCGUCGAGAUCGCCCUCAUCGUGCUGCUCGUGGCGUACUGGGUGCUACAGAUAGCCAUUGUCCGGCUUGGGUUCCGCCACGCGAUGAUCGAAACCAUCGCCGCGCUGUUCGAUCGGUCUGUGGGGUGGAUCAUCUUUGGACCGGUGCUGUUUAUCGCCAUGUUCAUGCCAUUCCUGUCGGCGUUUCAGCAGCGCGUCAUGUUCAACCAAGCGUUCACGUCCGGGCUCGAAGUGUCCAAGCUCUUCUCAAACGACGCCGUGACCAAACCUGACCCUGCCCCCAAAAAGAAGAAGAAGCGCGAUGAGUGACCUAGACUAAAUAACGUUACCGGUAAACAUAGUCGUAGAAUGAUAAGGCAAUCAUGUGAUUCCUCGUCGUCUGCAUGGAACGAUUCGUCCCAGCGCAUCCACCAUGGUUACAUGGCACUUGAGCUACGAUGAACAGCAACUACGAAUGAGC
Aphanomyces astaci is the source of this 6232-nucleotide messenger RNA. RefSeq lists its product as hypothetical. The coding region runs from base 100 to 6081 and encodes 1993 amino acids. Gene Ontology annotation, biological process: (1->3)-beta-D-glucan biosynthetic process. Gene Ontology annotation, cellular component: 1,3-beta-D-glucan synthase complex; plasma membrane. The record is from RefSeq and is a predicted model, not a curated record. The transcript is spliced from 2 exons. Lineage: Eukaryota; Oomycota; Saprolegniomycetes; Saprolegniales; Verrucalvaceae. Gene Ontology annotation, molecular function: 1,3-beta-D-glucan synthase activity.